Gasterosteus aculeatus aculeatus (three-spined stickleback) is the source of this 3349-nucleotide messenger RNA. NCBI's taxonomy places the organism in Eukaryota, Metazoa, Chordata, Actinopteri, Perciformes, Gasterosteidae. The record is from RefSeq and is a predicted model, not a curated record.
GUGACAAGCUCCAGCGGGGGAAGCAUCAGUGCAGGUGUCCUCGGUUUAAAAAAAAAAAAAGGGAAAAGAAUGUUCUCCUGUCACAUCGGAGACAAGACCCGACCGUAAGUAGCCUAAGACGGUGGAGCAGGAACCCCAAAGCUGAUAGAAGAAGAAAGAAAAAAAACGAUAAAUGUUUCGUCUGCCAUGAAAUCCGAAAGCAGCAGCAGCGAAGAGGAGAAAGACGCGCUCGUCUGGAUGAGAGACCCCCCGCGGGGCGACGACGCACGCGGCGCGUGUCGAGCUGAGACGUGACGACGACGGGAGCCAAAUGAUGAACAAACAGCCACAACACCACCAAAAAAGACAACAACAACAAAAAAAACAGCCGAGUGAUCGUUUUAAGAUGUGGGCUGCGAGAAGAAUAGGGCCUGUGCCACCCUGUGUGGGUUUAAUCACUGAUCAUUCCUCACAAUCAUCUCCAGCAUCGCGGGCUGAGCCUCGUGGAUGAGUCGACCGGACUGUCUUCACGUGUGCUCUGGGCGACGGCUGCACGUUGAGUUGUUCACCUGAAAUCCGCUGACAAAAGGAGGACCAGCAACGACCGGUUUAUUCGUUCUUGCACCAGAGGUGGUCUUUUUUUUUCUUCCUUAUUCCGCUGAUCGAGAUGGGACUAACCUGACUCUCUGUCAACGCGCCGCUGGAUGUGAGGCCACGCGUGCCGCUGGACAAUGCCGAGCUCCCCGGCUCCCGAUGUGGGAACAAAUUUCUCCGACGCUCCCUGGGAGCCCGGUUUCACCGGCUCCAAUGGAGACACGCUGUGGUCCUCCACGGUGAACAGCGUGGUCAAGAUGGUGCUCAUAUCUCUCAUAGUGUGCGUGUCCUUGUUCGGCAACGUGGUGGUGCUGCUGGUGUUCCAGAGGAAGCCUCAGCUCCUCCACGUCGCCAACCGCUUUGUCCUCAACCUCCUCUUGGCGGACCUGCUCCAGACCAUAUUGGUCAUGCCCUUUGCCAUUGCCGCCACCGUGCCGGGUGUGUGGCCCCUGGAUGCCCGGCUGUGCCAGGCCCUCGUCGUGCUCAUGCACCUUUUCGCGUUUGCCGGGGUCAACACCAUCAUAGUCGUCUCCGUGGAUCGCUACCUGGCCAUCAUCCACCCUCUGUCCUAUCCCACCCGUAUGACCCCUCACCUGGGAACCAACCUGAUCAUCUGCACCUGGGUGCUCAGUUUCCUGCAGAGCACGCCUCCCCUCUACGGCUGGGGGGCCAUUGACUUCGACCGGCAUCACAAGGUGUGCUCGGUGGUGUGGUCCUCCAGCCUCUCGUACUCCGUCGUGGUGUCCACCUUCUCCUUCUGGCUGCCUGUACUCGUCAUGCUGGGAUGCUACUGGAUGGUGUUCAGGGCGGCUCGGAGGCAGAACGCCCUCGUGCACCCCAUACAGACGCGGUCCUACUCCCAGCCCUGGCCGCAGGAAUUCCAGGGACCCGGCGGUCAACAGUGCCCGCCACAGUCCCAACCACAGCCACAACCCCAGCCGCCACAACCCCAGCAGGCCUGUUCCCCCGAUGCCCCCUACUCGGCCAGGGGUUACCCUGUUCGGGUCCGGCACAGACGCUUCCACUACCACUGCAAGGCCGCUCGGGUAGUUUUCGUGAUCAUGGCCUCCUACAUCCUCAGCAUGGGGCCUUACAGCAUACUUAACUCCUUAUCUAUGAGCGCCAGAGCAGCCGUGCCCCCCUGGCUCUCCUCCCUCGCCCUCGUGCUCUUCUUCUUGCAGUGCUGCCUCCACCCGUACAUCUACGGCUACAUGCACCGCAGCGUGAGGAAGGAGUUCCUCGCGUUGCUCUGCGGGCUGUUCUGCGCGCCGGGCCGCCCCAGAGGGAGCUCCGCCGCCGAGAGCGGCUUCACGACCACGGAGGGACGUUUGGUGGUCCACGCUCACCUGCCCAGUCUGACGGCCCGAGUCUUCCCUCUGCGGACAUGGGAAGAGUGCACGACGUCGUCCUCGCCCAGGUCGAGGGACGGCCGCAAGGAGACGACCUCCACCAGCGUCAGCUCCGAGAGGGAGCUCACAGUCCACAGCCAACCGGGCACAUGAACACGAACAUCAACUAAUACUUUCUCCUUGACAACAGGGUCGUUCGUUCUGAAGUUGAUCAUCAAACUGUCCCUGAUGCUAGAAUUAUUUUUGUUGCAUUACAAGUGUAUAAUAGAGUGGAGUGAAAGAAAUCCACAAUAGCAUUAUUUUCAUUAAUUUAUUUUGAGACUUCUUGGAGCCGUUAAAAACGUUUCAGAUUAGUCUCAAUGUAAGCAGCUGUUAUUUUUGUAUUUGAGUGUUUUGUCAUCUAGUUGUUAGUAUUUGAAAUGUAUCCAGCUAUUGCACAAGCUACUCUUACUUAAUGAACUGGGUAUUUAGAUCAAUUUGUUUUCUCCAAAAGACUGAAUUUAAUUAAUGGUUGACUGCCUACACGUCUGUUACAAAUGUUUUAAUGUUCUUUUCCAACUAAACCGGCUGUUAAGACAGAAAUGAUAAUGUCGGAUCAAAGGUCUUUCACCCUAAUCCCGGGCGAUGGAUGCCUCUGAUAUAGCAUUGAUCUGCAGUAUCUGCACAACAACCACAUCUUCUACAAACUCGCUUUUGUGAUCCUGCCUGAGGGCACGGAAUGUACUCUCCUAUUACUAAAGCUUGUCCUGCAACGAUUGAACUCAGGGUGUAUGCUUGUGGAACGACGAAUGGUCUCUGUUCUUGAAUGUUGAAGAGAAAGCGACGGUAACUGUUCAAGGUCUCAGAAGCGCCUUUUGAGUACCCGAGUAGACUGGGGAUUUAUUGUGCCGGGAGCUGGUGUCUUAGCGCUUCAGUUACCUUUAACUCCACCAAGGUGCGAAUUCUGCGUCAACUCUGCAGUGUGACACUGUCGAUCUGGACUCCGUAUUUGCUGCCUUUAUCAAUGUCAGUCUUUCUUUGAGGGAGCUCGGUAUUUUUAUUGAGAGUGCAGGCUAUGAGAAAACAUUCCAAGAAAACGACUCCCGUGGACUCCUUGCACCAGUUAUUCAACGAAGGCCGCAUGCCGCCAGUUUUUUUUAUAUAAGACAUUUCUUAUAUUCCACUGAACACAUGUAGAUUUGUAAAAACUGUGCUUAAAAAGAAUGAGUACUUGUGUAAGUGGUGUAUGCUUGCAAUGACUCUGUUAAGAGUGUAUGAAUGCAUGUACCUGUAACUGUUUCCUGGGUCGUGAUAUCAAGAGCACCAUUCCCAUAUAAGGGCAGUGUUCCCUCCCCUUUUCUCUGUGUGUCCCCGUCUCUCCCGUGAGCGGGCAGUUGAGCAUGGUGUGCUUACAUUAAAGAAUGCCACGAGUCGGAUGGCUAAAGAGA